Epithele typhae is the source of this 1254-nucleotide messenger RNA. Its product is annotated as Clavaminate synthase-like protein. Bases 1 to 1254 code for a protein of 417 amino acids. Gene Ontology annotation, molecular function: oxidoreductase activity. The transcript is spliced from 5 exons. NCBI's taxonomy places the organism in Eukaryota, Fungi, Basidiomycota, Agaricomycetes, Polyporales, Epitheliaceae. The record is from RefSeq and is a predicted model, not a curated record.
AUGCUCUCCAUCCGUUCCCCUCCAUCCACAGCACAUCCCAUAGACGACACUCUCGCACUUCAUCAUGGCCAUCGAAUUGACCCCCUUCCCCUUCCCCCCUCCGCCGAUGCAAGCAAGUUCAACGAAUUUGGGAGGGAGGUCAAGGGUGUCCACCCUGGCGAGAUGUCAGAUGAACAACUCAAGGAGAUCCAUGAUCUCUUGUACAAGCACAGCGUGCUCCUUUUCCGGGACGUGGAACUCACUCCCGAGCAGCAAUACGCUUUGACCAAGGCCUUCGAUCCGUCCUCUGAGAACUAUGGGCACGGGAACAACAAGACCGAAGCCGACAAGAAGUCCAUCCUCCACCCCGACCUCAAGACCAUCCCCCGCGUGCCCCAGGUACAACUCAUCGGCAACGGCACCGUCUACAACCACGAGGGGCUCGCCGAGGCCAAGCUCAAGCACCCCUCGCACAUCACCUUCCACAAGACGCGCGUUUCCGAGGAAGACACUGAGAAAGGCUUCACGCGCUUCUACCGUUGGCACAUCGACGCCGCGCUCUACAACCUCAGCCCGCCGCGCGUGACGACGCUGUACGGCAAGAUCGUGCCCAAGGGCCCGCACCAGACCGUGCGCUACGACGACGGCACCGGCGACGAGCUCGAGGUCCCCCUCGGCACGACCGCGUUCGUCAGCGGCCGGACGAUGUUCAACCUCCUGCCCCCCGAGCUCAAGAGCGUCGUCGUCCGCGCCCGCGUCAAGUACAACCCGCACCCGUACGUGUGGAUGGCUCCCGCGCACGCGCUCCCCACCGGGCUCGGCAUCAUGUCCGAGGGCCUCGAAAUGCCGAACGACGACCUCCCGCCCUGGGAGGAGGCCAAGAUCAAGGUCUAUCCGAUCCUGUGGAAGAACCCCGUCACGGGCGAGCUGCACUUCCAGGUCCACCCGUGCGGUGUGCGCGAGCUCUUCAUCGAUCCGCUCCCGGCAGGCGCCUCGCGCGACGGCGCGCUCUAUCCCGACGGCGCCCACCUGACGGACCUGAAGGAGGUCCGGGACCUGCUGUACAAGAUGCAGCGCCCUGCGAUCGCGCCCUCGAUGGUCUACCCCCACGACUGGCGCGAGAACGACUUGGUGCUGUUCCACAACCGCGGCGUGCUCCACUCGGUCGUCGGCGCGUUCAAGCCGGACCAGGUCCGCGCGUUCCACCAGUGCAACCUCGCUGCGUCCGACGAGCCGGUGGGGCCUACCGCCGAGGACGUGGCCCAGUACGCGUGA